Fusarium vanettenii 77-13-4 is the source of this 414-nucleotide messenger RNA. RefSeq lists its product as uncharacterized. The record is from RefSeq and is a predicted model, not a curated record. Lineage: Eukaryota; Fungi; Ascomycota; Sordariomycetes; Hypocreales; Nectriaceae. Bases 111 to 368 code for a protein of 85 amino acids. The transcript is spliced from 2 exons.
AACUUCAACUUCAACUUCAACUUCAACUUCAACUUCAACUUCAAGCUACAACCACAACUACAUUUACAUACCUUUCAACUCAACCAACUCUCCACAACCACAAAGUCAUCAUGUCUCAAUCCAAAGACCAAAAGAUCGCCAACACGCAGUCCAACCUCCCCCUCCCCGAUCAACCCCCCACAGCCUCGGACUGGCAAUCCGCCGAUGCCCGGACCGUCAACGUCGGUGCUGGUGGUGAGAAUGCUAGGGUUGGUACAGAUGCCGCUGCACGGGGUGGUCUGCGGGAGCCGGCUACGCAGGGUGAGGGUAUGGAUAUGAGCUCUAUUGGACGGGAGGGUGUUGAGAAGAGGGAGGAGUCGCAGCGAUAGUCGGACUUUUAUAGUAUAAUGAAUGAAAUGACACGAUCUUGACUUG